This is a messenger RNA of Thamnophis elegans (Western terrestrial garter snake), 5890 nucleotides long. Its product is annotated as zinc finger protein 850-like. The record is from RefSeq and is a predicted model, not a curated record. Lineage: Eukaryota; Metazoa; Chordata; Lepidosauria; Squamata; Natricidae. Gene Ontology annotation, molecular function: RNA polymerase II cis-regulatory region sequence-specific DNA binding; DNA-binding transcription factor activity, RNA polymerase II-specific. Gene Ontology annotation, biological process: regulation of transcription by RNA polymerase II. The transcript is spliced from 9 exons. Bases 893 to 4993 code for a protein of 1366 amino acids.
GUUGGUAGCCUCUGACCUUCGGUGUUUCCCUGGAGACGUCUCAUUGCCCCGACUGGGUAACAUCAUCAGGGCAGCAACCAACUAGCAACCUCAGGGACGUCAACUAACUCUCUCUCUCUCUCUCUCUCUCUCUCUCUCUCACACACACACACACACACAAAGAAUCACAAAAACACAAAAGCGUUUCGGAGCACGUGGUCCUAGCUGAAAGGGAGGGGGGAAGGAGAAGAGGCGGUGAAAGGGCGGAGCUUCAAAGAAUAGGCGGACCCGAGAGGAAGCCAGAAACCCCGCCCCCCGCCUCUCCCCUCCCAUCGGCUGGAUCUCUGCUUCCCUUGGCCCGGCGAGGAUCGGCGCUGGAUCCCUCGGGAGAGGCUCCUGGAUCCCGUUCGGAGCAGGAGGCCAGUGAGGAUGUGGCCGUAAACCCCACAGAGGAGAAGGGGGCGUUCUUGGACUGAUACCCCAAAACAGAUUUACAUUUAACACAUUAAGAGUUGUGGUGGCACAGUGGUUAGAGUGGAGUAUAGUCAGCUACGUCUGCUGCCUGCCAGUUGCCUGCAAAUCAGCAGUUUGAAUCUCAUCAGGCUCCAGGUUGACUCAGCCUUCCAUCCUUCCCGAGGUUGACUCUCCCCUUGAGUCUUUGGCCGGGAUUCCCCUCUGGAGAAUUUGGAAAUCGUGCCCUGGUUGGAGAAACAGCUUCCUGCCCAAAGGACCAGUCCAUUAAGGAGAAAUCAAACCGGUCGGCAGUGAGGGUCCAUCCCUGGCCUUGACUCAGAGGGUAACAAGUGACCCAGAGACCUCUGAGCUCUAACUUUGAAGGAUAAACGAUUGUGACCAAAUGUUUACUUGCAAGACAACUUCCAACAGAUAGUAGAAAUUCAGCCUAAGGCAGCAGAUGCCACAAAGCAUGGAGCGUGAGAAAAUCUGGAAUCUCCCAUCAGAUACAAGCAACACUCUGAAAAACCACCAAAGAACCCAUGAAUGCUCCGAGUGUGGGAAAUCCUUUGCUCUCCACUCUCUCCUUUUGACCCACAGGAAGGUCAAUGUGGGAAGCGGAUCCAGUCAAGGAUUGGAGGGUGAGAAAUCCUUCUCUGGAACAGACACCAAAGACCUCAGUCCCCCAACACUAAAACCCUAUAAAUGUGAGGAAUGUGGCUUAUGCUUUAGUCAAAACUCAAUCCUUUUUAAACAUCAGAAAAUCCACACUGGAGAGAAACCUUAUCAAUGUCUGGAAUGUGGGGAUUUUUUCCGUGAAAAACUCACUCUCAGAAACCACGAAAGAAUCCACACAAGGGAGAAACCUUACAAGUGUUGGGAAUGUGGGAAGAGCUUUUCUCAGAAGUCAAAUCUUUGGAUCCAUGAUAAGACUCAUGUAGGAAUAAAAUCUUACAAAUGCUUUGAUUGUGGAAAAUGUUUCACCCGGAGUUCAGUUCUUCGGACUCAUGAGAAAACACACACAGGGGAGAAAAACGAAAAGUGCCUCGAAUGCGGGAAAUAUUUUACUCAGAAAUCAACCCUGCUGCGACAUCAGAGACUUCACACUGGAGAGAGACCUUAUGAAUGCCCAGAAUGUGAGAAACAAUUUAUGUAUUCUUAUGAACUUCAGAGACACCAGAAAUGGCACAAAGGAGACCUACCCUAUAAAUGUGGGGAGUGUGGGAAAAGUUUUAAUUCACCAGGAGUGCUUCAAAUUCAUCAGAGAAUCCACACAGGGGAGAAACCCUACAAAUGUGGGGAGUGUGGGAAAUGCUUCCCCCAAAAACAGCAACUCAAAAGGCAUCAGAGGCUCCACACAGGAGAGAAGCCAUACAGAUGUGGAGAAUGUGGAAAAUGCUUUGCUCACAAUGGAGACCUUUGGAGACAUCGUAAAACCCACACAGGGGAGAAACCAUAUCAAUGCACCGAAUGUGGACAAUUCUAUUGUACCUCAUCAGCCCUUAAAAGUCAUAUGAAAAUUCACACGGAGGAAAAGAACUACAAAUGUUUGGACUGUGGGAGAGCAUUUGCUCAUUCAUCUCACCUUAGACGUCACAGCCGAAUCCAUACAGGAGAGAAGCCCCAUAAAUGCUCAAGGUGCGAUCAAUGUUUUGCUCGGAAAGAUUAUCUUGUGAAGCAUCAGCAAAUCCACACUGGAGAGGAACCGUAUAAAUAUCUGGAGUGGGGGAAAUGUUUUGCCCAACCUUCAGCAUGUCAGAUGCACACCAGACUUCACACAGGAGAGGUUAAAACCAUCGAGGUUGUUGCCGGCCAGAAGGGCCGGGAAGAAAUUCGCGGUGCUGAUCUGUGGCCGCCCAGUCCCUUCCGGUGGCUGGAGGGGGAGGAGAAAAGGGGCGAAUUGCAAAGGGAGAGGGGAGGAAAAGAGAGAGAGAAACGAGAUUGGUGGGUUGCAACCCCGGGCUUUGCUUUCUCGCCUGUCCCGGGCAAGACCCGGGUUCGGUGCUGCUGCAGAGGCGAUUCUCUCCUGGAGGCACAGAGUUAUAGCUGGCCAAAGGGCUCAGGCACACUUGAAGAAUAUCACUUCCUGCCUACCUACCUGCCUGCACCAUUAACGUCAAUGGGCUUCUACUCCAGAUUUCUUGAGUGGCGGCAAGCCGACCAAGGUUGGACUUUUCUCACCUCAACCCAAUUGGGACCCAACGCCAGUAGACCCAAAGAAUUGAAAGGGAAGGGAGGAAACCGAGCUGGACUAAAGUCACGCUGGCCUGGAGGAGUUGAAAUGGCCUCCAAGGAGGCAGAGGAAGACUUGAUGAGUCCCCGUGAUCAACAGGAUUAUCUCCCAGUGGUACAGCAGGAGGAGAAAGCAGAAGGACAGAGUGUGGCAAGUCCUGGAGAUGUUUCUGAGGGAACGGAGUUGAGCAACCAUGUUGGCCUGCUAAAAAACGAAGAGAAAACAUCGCCCGGAAAAGAUGCCCCAGGGAUGGAGGAAAGGUCUCCAUCUCAACCCGAGCAUGCUCCGUUCCCGGCUUCCCAACGCUGGGACGAUUUAUUUCUGACCUCCAUCGAAAAGGCAAUCAACACUCACCCGGGGAAAUGGAUGUCCCAGCUCAUCCCAGGCCUCAAAGACGAAGGGGAAGCAUUUGAGGACAAGGAGAUUGGAGACUACGGGAAAGUGAAGGCGGCCGUCUUGCGGGUGGAUGCGAUCAGCACCGAAGUCCAGCGGCAGCAUUUCCGGCGGUUCUUAUACCGAGAGGUUGAUGGUCCCCGGGAAGCCUGCAGCCGUCUCUGGUUCUUGUGCCACCGGUGGCUGAAGCCGGAGAGGCACACCAAGGAGCAGAUCCUGGAGCUGCUGAUCCUGGAGCAGUUCUUGGCCAUCCUGCCCAGGGAGAUCCAGGGCUGGGUCAAAGAUGGCUGCCCUGAGACUUGUGCCCAGGCAGUGACUCUGGCUGAAGACUUCCUCUUGAGCCAACAAGAAGUUGAGAGACAGACUCAGCAGGUGCCUGAGUUGUUUGAGGAGACGGGGGCGAGCUCCCCAAAGACCAGCGACCAAAUCUUGCCAGACAUUGAGCAGAGUCAACGGUGUUUGGAGGUUAAACAGGAGCAGCCUCUGGAGAACUUGUCUUUAGAUGAUCUCUGCGCGAGUGAAAACGACGCUGGGAUCCCCCAGCAGGCAAGGCGAGAACCUGAGAUGCUGCCCGAGGCAUCCGAGGGAGGCACUCCGGAUUCCCUUCCCAUUUCAGAUGAGCAAGGAGCCAUCUCUGAAAGCCAGCAGAAGCCAGAACAUGCUGGCUUGAGAAAACCUCCAAGGAAGAGGGCUCAAAACUCCAUUUCUUUGGUGGAGGGUUACAAACAUCUCAGCGUCGCCCCAACAGAAAAGAAAAACACAGAUGAUGAACCAGCUGUCAAGAUCAUCAUAUGCAAAGAAACUUUCAGCCAGGGUUCUGAUCACGCAGGGGAAAAAGUCCACAAAUGCUCGGUGUGCGGAAAGUGUUUCAGUCUUCGUUCGCGCCUGAUUGUCCACGAGAGGACCCACACGGGCGAGAAACCUUACACCUGCUCGGAGUGCGGACGAAGCUUCAGCGUCAGCUCCAGUCUCAUCGCCCACCGGAGAACCCACACGGGCGAGAAGCCCUACAAGUGUUCCCAUUGUGCCAAGAGUUUCAGCGUGAAGUCCGGGCUGAUCGCUCACGAGCGGACCCACACGGGAGAGAAACCCUACAAAUGUCUGUACUGCAGCAAAAGUUUCCGCCGCAAUUCGGGUCUCGUGAGUCACCAGCGGAUCCACACGGGGGACAAGCCGUACCAGUGCUCGGUGUGCGAGAAAAGCUUCAGCGACAUCUCCAACCUCAUUACCCACCACCGGAUCCACACGGGAGAAAAACCUUACAAGUGCUUGGAGUGCGGGAAAAGCUUCAGCCAGAGCUCGUACCUCAACAGCCACCAGAGAAUCCACACGGGGGAAAAGCCAUACGAGUGCGCCGAGUGCGGGAAGACCUUCAGCGUUAGCUCUCGGCUUCGGAAGCACCAAAGGAGCCACACGGGAGAAAGACCUUUUGUCUGCUUGGACUGCGGGAAAACGUUCAGCGAGAGCUCCGAUCUCCUGGCCCACGAGAGGGCGCACACGGGAGAGAAACCCUUCCGCUGCUCCUUUUGCGGGAAGAGUUUUCUCCGUAGCUCUGAGGUGGUGAGCCACGAGAGAAUCCACACGGGCGAAAAACCGUACCAGUGCGGGGAGUGUGGGAAAAGCUUUAGUGUCAGCUCGCGCCUCAGCGCACACCGGAGGAUCCACACGGGGGAAAAGCCAUUCCAGUGCGUGGUGUGCGAGAGAAGCUUCAGUUACAAAUCCCACCUCAUUACUCACCAGCGAAUCCAUACCGGGGAGAAACCGUUCCAGUGCUCCGUCUGCGGGAAAAGUUUCCGGGGCAGUUCCAGCCUGGUGGCGCACGAACGGACUCACACGGGAGAGAAGCCGUACCGGUGUCUGGACUGUGGGAAAAGCUUUACUCAGAGCUCAAACCUCAUUAGUCACCAGCGAAUCCACACAGAAGGCAAUUCCUGAGAUCCUCCUCAAGUGGACCUCUGUGGAUUCUUAGUGGGCUCUUCCUUUUCCCAGGGAGAUGUCGGCGGCUUCCGUAUUUCGGCGGCAAUUCCACCUCUUCUCUAGAAGGGGCGCAUUUUCAGCAAUUGUGCACUAACAAAGGGUUUCCUUUCUCAACACUGAUGCUACAACGAACUGGCAGGUGUGUGUUUGUGUCCACCAAUUUACCCAGACCAAAGUACGUGAGGUUUGGGGGAGAUGCUGAUGGUGUGAUGCCUGGAGAAGUUGAUCAGAGGGGUAGAUAGAUGAUCACACCCCUUCUGUUCAGAAUCCCCUUCGCACCUGCACUGCAGGGCUGGGGGAAUCUUCUCUUUUUUUUCCAGAAAGGGAGAAUCUGCCACGUGUGGGGUAGAAUGAAAAUGUCUACGGUAAAGGAGGACUUCCGUUUUUAUUUUGAGAUCCAAGAUCCGAUCGGUUGGCUUUUUAGUUCCUGGAGAACCUAUUAGAACUAGAGGAGGAAAUUCCGCUUGGAAGGGGAGGGAAUUCUAGUUUACGGGAAACAGAAGAGCACGCGAUCUCGGGUUUGAAGUCAAAGGCUGCCGCAGUUUUCAAGUAGGGAAAUAAUUGAAAGGAGCGGGUGGGCGCAGGUUCAUCAUCUGAAGGCUUAACAUUUGCAGAAUUAUUUGGGAAGAGGGGUUCUAUCCCUCCCUUCCCCCCCCUCAAAAAAAAAGAAAACAGGACUCCAAUUUUUAGAAAGUUUGGAAAGAUUGAUUUGGCUGACUUAACAGGCCUGCCUGUAGCUCUGGCUCUCCAGAGAAAAGGAGGAACUAGGAGAAGUAUGGAAAGUAUUUGAAAAAUGUCCCAAAGGUGCUUUUUGCAACAGGCAACUGGACUUUCUGGUUUUUCUUUGAAGAGGUU